GUGCCAUUCAAACGAACCACCAACAACCUGCACUCACCCCUUCAUCUUUCGCGUUUCCUCGCGCUGCGAUUCAGACAUCAACGCCACUGCGCAAGGAUGAGUGGUCCAAGUGGCUCGUCAGCCAAUGCGCUCGCCGGUGCUGCGAGUCGACCCCUUGCUUCCACAGCAGGUCCUUCUAAUGGCCCUUCCCUGGAGCCCGGCAACGCAAAUGGGUCCAACUCGACUACCAAUCCUAUGUCCAAUAUACCCUCUAGUGAAGGACCUUCCGUGACGACGAAUGGUGUUCCACCUCCGACCGAGCUCGACGUCGAUAGGAUGACGGCUGGCUCUGUGCACAACUUCCUGGCCGCGAGGGGAUACAACAAGGCGUUGGCGGCCUUGCAGAGCGAAUUGAGCAGUGCAGAUGAUACGACGACAGUAGGAGUCGCCGGCGGUGCAAUCUCCAUCGGCGAGCUGGCAGCCAAGAAUGCGCCAAGAGAUGUUACUAGAGGUGCUUCGGGUCCAGGUGCGGAGGAAAAGCACGCAACAGAGAUGCUCAAGCAGGAUUUCAGCGACAAGGAGAGAGGAUUCCAAAACUUGAGGUGGUGGUGCGAGGGAAGCUUAGACGUAUACCGCCCUGAGCUGUUACCGCUACUCUUACCCAUCUUUGUCCACUCGUACCUCGACCUCGUGCAUUCUGGCAACGGCAGCGCAGCUGCUUCGUUGUACAAGCACAGCAGCGAGCUCUUCCAACCUUCACAAGCCUCAUUGUUGUCCAGGCUGCGAGCUAUCUCGCUUCCGUCGCACGUCCUUUCAGAUGGAUUGGCGCAGAGGUUCAGGUCGGAAAGAUAUGUUCUCAAAAUGUCUUCCACCGUCUUCGCUUUGCUGCUUGGCUGGCUUACGGACGGAGCUGGGCCUGUCCAGCCUGCCAAUCAGCUGGACGAGGGCGAUCCUGAUGAGAGAGGCAGAAAGUCGGUGCUUCGAAUCCUGAACGAGAGAUGUCGGAUACAAGUUCUGAACGUUGCUGCGCAGGAGUUGGCUCGACUAAGACUGGAAGAAGGAACCGGGCUCACUGGGGCAGGGCCUAGCUAUUCGAUCGACGACAACCAGCCUACUCAGAAGUCUCUCUUGUCCAACCAUCUCAGCUCCGCAGCCGUAGGCAGCACAGAUGUGGUCGCAGACUUUAACGCUGCAGCUGCUGGUCCUCAACUCAAAUUGGGCCCUGAGAUACCUUUAUCCGAAAGGCUAGCAGAGGAGGUACAAAGGCAGGACAAGGCCGAGCAGAAGAAAGAGCAAGAAGAAGCUGAAAAGAAGAGAAAUGGCAGUCCUGAUAACGAGGCACAGUUGGGUGAGACGCCCAUGGAGGGGGUCGAGGAGGGUCGUGGUGCUGCACAUUCGCCUCAGCAGGCUGAUGGAGAAUCUCGGGACAUAUUAUCGGCGGCACCGGCCUCUCGAGCCAGAAGUACAGCCACGCCUGCUCGAGGUGGGACCGCUGCUGCUACAGUCCGAGCGGAGACUGCAGCUCCAAGCGGUCAAGCAGCGUCGACAGCACAAAAGUCAGACUUGAUACAGCCACAGUACGCAGACCUUCCACCACAAGCACCUCUCUUUAGAUCGGUGGACGUGGAACGAGAAGUGGCGCGGAUGCGAGACGCUCGCAAAGCUAUUCGCUUCGGUCCUAUUGCUGAGGCGCAGAUCAAGGAAGAAAAUUUGAAUGCUGCUGAGGGCCCCGCUCCACGGAUAGCUACUCUACCAUCCAUUUGCGCUUACACCUAUCACGACGCCGAGGAUGGGCUCGCGUGCUCGACCUUCUCCAUAGACUCUAGCUUGAUGGCUGCUGGCUUCGAAGACAGCUAUGUGCAAGUAUGGAGCCUCAAAGGCGAGCCCUUGCAGCCACUACAGGGCAACAUCGACCUGACGAAGGUCUCUGACUCCAAAUCCUUGAAAAAGCAGAGGCAGCACACGUCACUCACUACGCGGAGAUUGGUGGGUCAUAGCGGACCAGUAUACGGCGUGUCCUUUGAUCCUGUCAACGGUACGGCCGGCGCGCCCAAGCACCUUCUAAGCUGUUCAGCUGAUGGCUCAGCGCGCCUGUGGUCUUUGGACACAUAUUCCGCGCUUGUUGCUUACCGUGGGCAUCAAUUGCCGGUCUGGGACAUCGAAUGGGGACCAAUGGGUGUCUAUUUCGCGACUUCAAGCGCCGACAGAACAGCGAGACUUUGGAAUACCGAGCGGAUACACCCGUUGCGCAUGUAUGCAGGGCAUCUGAGCGACGUGGACUGCUUGCGCUUCCAUCCCAACUCUUUGUACCUCGCUACCGGUUCCUCAGAUCGCACAUGCCGACUAUGGGACGUUCAGCGCGGCGCCUGCGUGAGGUUGUUCGUCGGCCACUCGAGCCCCGUGUCAAGCGUUCGCAUCAGCCCAGAUGGUCGAUACUUGGCAUCGGCAGGGGCAGGCUCGGCUUUGGGACCAUCUCAAGCACCCUCCAGCUUUGGACUCAAUGCGCGAAACGGCAUCUCAUCACAUGACGACGACUGCUCCAUCAGUCUUUGGGACUUGGGUUCUGGAAAGAGGAUCAAGAAGAUGUGGGGACACUCGGCUUGCAUCAACGAUAUCGACUUCACAAAGGACUCGAAACUGCUCAUUAGUGCGGCUGCUGAUUGCACUGUCAAGGUAUGGGACGUAGCAGCUGCCGGUGGUGAGGGUAUCAGCGCUUCUGGGCACGGCGCAUCAGCCGCAGUGGUUGCUGACGGCACUGGAGGCUCUUUGCCUUCCGGAGCAGCUGCAGCCGUGAGCGCAAUGGUGAACAGCAACGGACUAGAAACAGCGCGUCCAAACGCGGCUGACCAUCCAAUUGGCAGUGCAACGUGCUCUUCCGAUCUCCUGACCACCUUUCACACCAAGAAGACGCCCAUUAUCGAUGUUCAGGUCACCCCACGUAACCUUGUCCUUUGCUCGGGUCCCUAUGAUGCAUCAAUCUGAUGUUGUUGACAUCGUGAUUGCACCCCACGUCACUGCUGAUGCUUUGCGUGGUCGCAGAGGCAAAGAGUUCAAGUCACAGGUGAGGCGGCAUGCCGCGACGAUGGAUGGUGAAUGAACCCCAUGACUCUCCUUUGCGACUCUUGAC
Molecule: messenger RNA, 3106 nt
Organism: Ceraceosorus guamensis
Lineage: Eukaryota; Fungi; Basidiomycota; Exobasidiomycetes; Ceraceosorales; Ceraceosoraceae
Product: WD40 repeat-like protein
Exons: 6
Coding region: 97-2961 (954 amino acids)
Biological process (GO): transcription initiation at RNA polymerase II promoter
Cellular component (GO): transcription factor TFIID complex
Molecular function (GO): protein binding; RNA polymerase II general transcription initiation factor activity
Source: RefSeq, a predicted model, not a curated record